UAUUCUAGUUUGAAGUGUCGUGUAAAUAAAACAUUGAUUGUUGUGAAUCCGAUCGCUGCUGGCAGUUCGUGCAAAGCCUUCGUCGUGCUAGGCUGUAUGCGUUCCAGACCUGUGUCAAACAGUGUGUUUUUUAAAAUGAAUUUCUUAAUAACGAGAAUAACAUGGAUGAAUGGGACGAGGAUAAAUCAAUAUUUUUUCGCUACAAUUAUCACCAUCCCGCUGCUAAGCUUCGGCAUGGUACAAGGCUGGUUGUCCCCCAUGAUAUCAGUCCUACAAUCAGCCGAUGGACCGUCUCCGGAGCCCUAUACCAGCUCCGACAUAUCCUGGAUGGCUUCAGUCACAUAUAUCACGGCCAUCAUCUUCGGAGCUCCCAUGGGGUAUCUGACUGACCGGUUUGGGAGGAAACUUAUGACGCUCGUCACAACGCUGUCGUUAAUUAUCUACUGGCAGAUCAAGCUCCUUUGCCUGGAACCCUGGGCCCUGAUCUUAGCUCGUGCAGUGGCUGGCAUACCUUGCUCGUCAUGCUACAUAGUCCUGCCUAUCUACUUGAAGGAGAUCAGCGAUAUUGACCUGAGAGGAGCCCUGGGAUCUUUGCUGAUUUUAAAUAGAAACAUCGGCUACUUAAUGAGCUACAUCUGCGCAGACGUGCUGAGCGUGAACACCAUGCUGUGGCUAGGCCUGCUGGUGCCUACCGUCACGUUCUUCAUCUUCCUCGCCAUGCCGGAGACUCCUGAGUACCUUGUGAAACAGGGGAAAGUUGAUGAAGCUAAGACCGUGCUAGCAUGGCUUCGAGGAGUGAACGUAGUAGAUCGAGGAGUUGAACAGGAUAUCGAGAGCAUCGUCCGGGUUGAGAAGCAGACGCAGGCCGACUCGCAGUCCGUUUGGAAAAUUAUAAUGCAAGACAAGCCAACAUUCAAGGCCUUCAUCAUCACUCUCAUCAUCAAAAUCACACAACAAUUCGAUGGCUACCUGAUAGUGCUGAUCUUCGCUGGCGUGGUCUUCGAGAGGGCCUCAGAGUCCAUCAGCCUCAAGCUGAGUCCCAACAAGCAGGUCAUGAUGAUAGGAGUCGUUCAGUUGCUGGGGUCUAUCGUCGCUACUUGUAUUGUUGAGAAGACUGGUAGAAAGCUUCUUCUAGUAACAACAUCCUUCGCGGUCGGCGUGGGUAUGCUGAUCCUGUCAGCUUGGUUCUACAUGACGUCAUCAGGCAUGUGGCUGCCGGGCUGGCUGCCGGUCCUCGCCAUGUGUAUGUGCAUCUUCGCUGAUGCUGCAGGGUUCCAGCCUAUAUCGUAUAUUAUUAUUACGGAUCUUUUUACUUUCCAGCUCCGCGGCACAGUAUCAGCAUUCGCGAACGUCUGUGCAAAAAUGAGCAACUUCGUUCAAACGAAAUGGUUCACCAUCCUCUGCGAACUCAUCGGCAUCCACUGGACCUUCCUAUUCUUCGCUGCCGUCUGCUUUAUAGCUUGCUUCUACAGCGUCAUCUACUUCCCUGAGACCAGGCAGAAGACCAUUGAUGAAAUAUACUCCAAGCUCUCAGGUAAGGCGAAGAAGGAUGAUAGUAGGAUUGAAUCAGUUCCUUAGUAGUAGCUUUAGAUGUUUCGUGUAGUUUUGCCUUUGGUUGUCCAAAAGCAGCUCAGUGUAGACUGUAGUUGUUUUUAUAUGCAGAUUGAAAGGAAAUUGAGAAAAGGAUAAGUCCCUGUCGUCUAGUAAAUCGAUCUCUUUCUCUGGGUCUUCUGCAUUAAUAUUUGUGUCAUAAUGAGUUUACAUUAUGACAGUACUUCCAAAUUGCCAAAAUUUUCUCAUAAUGUGGUUUUAUCGAUCUUUCUAAUAUGGAACCAUAUUGUGAUCCACUUUUAUUAAGUUUUCUCUGGGAUUAUCAAAAAUUAAAGGCCCAAAAUAUACUGUAGUAAUGGGUCCAAAAUAAUCUUUGGCUAAUAAAGAAUCUUAGAAAUGGUGCCUUAGAAUCCGUCCAGUGUUUUUAAAUAUAAACCCAAAAGACGAAAUGUCUAUGGAAGUUUUUUGUUUUAAUUAAUUGUUGUGAUUUUGUAAUGAAUUUAUUUAUAUUGUGUAUUCUAAUUAUAAUUGUAUUAAGGUCUUUGUAUGUGUGUCUGUGUGUAAGUGUUAUUAUAUUUCUUGAAUACACUGAGUGUAUUCAGUAGGUAUGUUUGUUUGUGUGUUCGAUCGUAUUGAAUAUCUUCUAGUGUCAUUAUUAGUAAUUAAGACACUUUGUGUGUGUCCAGCAAGAAUGAUUAUUCAAAACUUAAAAUGUCUCAAAUAAGUCUAUUUAAGUCUUCGUAAGGCCAUUCCGCGUUCGCUUUUAAUCCAUGACAGUUGGUUUAGUAUUGUUUGUUUGCUUGGUCAUCAUUUGCUUCUUGUGUGUUUUCCAUUUAUUCGUCAGUAACAGCUGAACUUACAAUAGCUUCUUCAUCGUCCACUUCUGCUAAAAUAUGGUCUUCAAAGCCACCUCCUAAGUUUGAAUCCUCAAAAUUAAAUGCAGCGUCUUUUGAUUGAAUAUUAUUAUAAUCAACAAACUGCUCACUAAAGUAAAAAUGCAGUUCGUGUAUUAAAUAUUGGUCCUUGAUUUUAGCUGUUGGUACGGCAAAACAACCUUGUUUUGUAAGUCCUAAUUAAGUUAUUCACAUUAAUUAUAGCUAUAACGUCUUCCGUAUUGUAAAAAAUUAAGGACUUUCCAAAUGUCAAUUGAAAGAACAGUACAGAACAGAACAGUGAGUAGUUUCAUGAUGUUCCUCCGUGAUAAAAAAAUCCAAGAAAGGACAGUCAAUUUAUUAAAUAAGCAGGCAGGUCAUAAAACAGUUUUCACUAUUCCUAUUUGGUCAUCCUUUCUGGUUGUAGUACCUACAUUGGAAAUCAGAUAUACGCGAGACAAAUUGAUGUUCUAUAAUUGUUCUGUAAUUAGCGACAUACAAAGUGAUCAUGUUUAAAAAAAUAGAAGGGUGAUCAAAAAUAAUUAUUGUCUUAUUUAAGCAGUUGACUGUCUUUCUUACUGUGUAUAAAAAUUGAUAUUGUUUGAAUAUUUUUAUGUACUUUGAUGAGAUGUGAUGAUGCAUAAUUACAUUGUUAGCAAUUAACAAUUAUUUUUUGUAAAAUAAAUUAAUGAUUUGAAUCAUGUCUAAAUAAUUUUACGAAUACUUGAAUGUCGCAAUCUGCACUAAGAUACCAAUUCUUUGAAAGUAUUGUAUUCGUUAUUUAUUUUCAAUUACAAUUUUCGAUUGAAAAUAAUGUUUAUUAUUUUUACAUUCUUCAUAACAACUGACAUGACCGACCACACACUAUUUUAUUUUUCUGAUCUGACAUUAUUUGAAAUCUAUAAUAUUGCUGGAAAAUUCCGACAGGAGGCGCUGUAUGUAAUGACGUCAAUUUUGCCGUUAAAGCAAAACAAAAACACAAAUUAGUUCUUAACAUUUUCACUAGAUGGCGUUAGUCACUUUAGAAUUAAGUUUGACAGGCUUCUAACAAGAACGCCAGUAUAUUAUGAUGAUGCGUUUUGAAAACGCACAAAUAUAAUUUAAAAAUAAAAUGUAAAUAUGUGAUAAUGAUAAUAAUUUUAAAAUAAUAUAUUGUAAGAUCAAGACUUGUUAUUAAUAAACAGUUAUCAAAUGAG
Helicoverpa armigera (cotton bollworm) is the source of this 3619-nucleotide messenger RNA. RefSeq names its product facilitated trehalose transporter Tret1. The record is from RefSeq and is a predicted model, not a curated record. The transcript is spliced from 8 exons. NCBI's taxonomy places the organism in Eukaryota, Metazoa, Arthropoda, Insecta, Lepidoptera, Noctuidae. Gene Ontology annotation, biological process: transmembrane transport. Bases 97 to 1578 code for a protein of 493 amino acids. Gene Ontology annotation, molecular function: transmembrane transporter activity. Gene Ontology annotation, cellular component: membrane.